UAUAUAUAUAUAUAUAUAUACCAUACAAAUAAAAGUUUAAUAGGUAGUAUAGAAGAUACCAAGUUUCCAUUUUGCACCAUGAUUAUCCUCAUUCUCUUUCUCAUUUCAAUGUGCGUCUUUUGGUUCGUAAGGGCUAGAGGUUUCAAGCUCCGACCACCACUGCCCCCGGGCCCAAAACCAUUGCCAUACAUCGGUAGCAUAUUUACAAUGCUUCGAAACAAGCCCACAUUUCGUUGGAUACACAGCAUGAUGGAUGAAAUGAACACCAAGAUCAUAUGCAUCUGUCUUGGGAACGUUCAUGUUGUUGCUGUUAGUGAUCCGCAGAUUGCUCGUGAGUUCUUGAAGGACAAAGAUGGAAUAUUCUCCUCAAGGCCUAACUGCAUGUCGGGUUAUCUGACAAGUGGAGGUUACUUGACCACCGUUCUUGUUCCAAUGAGUGAUCAUUGGAAGAUGAUGAGGAAAAUCCUGGCCAUAGAGGUUCUGUCACUGCAUAGACAUAACUGGCUUAAAGACAAACGAGACAGAGAAGCUGAUAAUCUGCUAAGGUACAUUUACAAGCAAUGCUAUACCAAUAUUAAGGUCACCGGAGGGAUUGUGAACGUACGAAUUGUUGCGCAACAAUACUCGACCAACAUCAUAAGGAAUAUCAUGUUCGGGAGUAGGUAUUUCGGCAAAGGGAACAUAGAUGGUGGACCUGGGGAAGAAGAGAUCGAGCAUGUCGAUUCACUUUUGACCGUUCUUGGUUACCUGACAAAAGAAGACGAUUUGCUUGAUGUUUUCAUCAACAUUAAGAACCCUCCAUUAACCGCAGAUCAAAUCAAAGCUCAAAUCUUUGAACUUACAUUAGCAACAUUUGAUAAUCCAGCGAAUGGUAUCGAAUGGGCAAUGGCAGAAAUGAUAAACCGUCCGAACAUCUUCAAUAAAGCGGUGCAAGAGCUAGAUUAUGUAGUUGGAAAAGAUCGACUAGUACAAGAAUCCGACAUACCAAAACUUAACUAUAUUAAAUCAUGUGUGAAGGAGGCUUUUAGGUUGCACCCUGUUUCACCUUUUAACCUCCCUCACGUGUCAUCCAGCGACACUGUUAUCGCCGGAUACUUUAUACCUAAAGGUAGUCAUGUGAUACUGAGCCGCUUAGGGCUAGGGCGGAACCCUGAUGUUUGGGAGGACCCAAUGAUAUUUAAUCCGGAUCGUCACAUGAAAGAUGCUAAAGAAGUGUUGCUAACCGACCAUAGCCUUAAAAUGUUGUCAUUUAGCACCGGUCGAUGUGGAUGUGGUGGAGUGUUGUUGGGUUCGACCGUGGCCAUAAUGUUAUUUGCGAGGAUCGUGCAUGGGUUUACAUGGGAGUUGCCUCCAGAUGAAGCAUAUGUUGAUUUAAACGAAAACUUAACAGAUUUGAUGAAGGCUAAGCCAUUGUUGGCCUUUGCAAAGCCUCGUUUGUCUCACCAUUUAUACCCCAUAUAUUGAAAAAGUGUUAAAAUUGAUGUGGAAAUAUAGAUUGAGCAAUUACUAUCUUUCUAUCCGAAGAUUAAUUGAUUGAUUUGAGUUGUUUCGCUAAGAA
This is a messenger RNA of Lactuca saligna, 1558 nucleotides long. Lineage: Eukaryota; Viridiplantae; Streptophyta; Magnoliopsida; Asterales; Asteraceae. The record is from the annotation of a GenBank genome assembly.